Piliocolobus tephrosceles (Ugandan red Colobus) is the source of this 765-nucleotide messenger RNA. RefSeq lists its product as uncharacterized. The coding region runs from base 184 to 765 and encodes 193 amino acids. Lineage: Eukaryota; Metazoa; Chordata; Mammalia; Primates; Cercopithecidae. The transcript has 3 exons. The record is from RefSeq and is a predicted model, not a curated record.
AGUAACGUGAACCAGGAAAAAACAAGACCACCAUGUCCAGCCAGCAGAAUGCUAUAAUAUGCUAUGAUGACUGGAAUCCUUGUUAACCAAUUCCAGCACCCACAUGUCACCCCUCCCUUGAGACCAGCAUGAAGGUCGAAGGUCACGCCACUUCUGCAGACUCAUUUCAUCCCUCACCUGCCCAUGGUCACCUGUGUGGUUGCCUGGGCCAGAAACAAGUACCCAAAUGUAGCAUUUGAAAGAUUUCUACUUUCCUCUCCGCCUCCUCGAGAACAGCACGUAACUGCAAUGCAGUCUGUACGGCAGGACAGAGGGAAGGAAAAGCCAGAGCCAGGUCUUGAGCUGAGGAGGGCAGAGUCGUGUGGACUGCCCUCAGGACUGGGUGAUGCUGUCAGGGAGCAUGAACCCCGUGUCCCCGAGGGUCCUGAGCGCUACUCGGCCAUUGGAUCGGAUCACCAGGUGGGUGAUACUGCCAUUGUUGAGGGAGCAAUGGAGCCAGCCUUCGGGAGGAAACUGCAGCGCUGUGCCCUGUCACCGGCAACGAAUGACACUGGCGUGACAUCGGAAGCUCUCCUAAUUAUCUUCCCCCUGCUUGGCAUGCCCCGAGGGAUGCAGUUUCGGAGCGCUGCCUCGAUCCGCACUCCAUCUUCACAACACGCCCAGUGGCCGCUUCCAGUGAUACCCUGCCAGGCUGGCUUGACAAGGGGGCUUCCCGCCCCAGGUCUGUGUGGACUUUGCAGACGUUUGGCAGGUGCCUGUUGCUGA